AUGAGUCCAGUCUGCCGUUGGCUCUGCCCAGCUCCUCCCGAUUGGCUCGGCAGCCCGCGGGGGACCGAUAAGGGCGGCUAUAAAAGCCCUCGGCAUUGCUCCUGGUCCCCCAGCGAGCAGGAGCCAGAGGGGCAGAGGAGCAGAGCCGGGCUGCAGCACGUCCUUCCCCCCUCCUCUCCCCGAGCCUCAGCCAGACUCCUUUCUCUCUACCCUGGGAGCGCGUAUCCAGAUCCACGUCUUUGCUCAAGCCGAAGUGGAAGAGGAGAGAGAGAGAGAGAGACACAUACACCCAAAAAAAACCCACCCAAAAAAAAACCACACUUAGCGGAAACUUGUCAGAGAAUGCUCCUAAAGUCUGGUUUUCUGCUGCUGCUGGUGAUCAGUGCAUCUGCAUCCUAUGAAGCUGAACAGAAUGACUCUGUGAGCCCCAGGAAACCCAGGGUUGCAGCCCAGAACUCAGCAGAGGUCGUUCGCUGCCUGAACAGUGCCCUGCAGGUGGGCUGCGGGGCCUUCGCCUGCCUGGAGAACUCCACGUGUGACACGGAUGGCAUGUAUGACAUCUGCAAGUCCUUCCUCUACAGUGCUGCUAAAUUUGACACUCAGGGAAAAGCUUUUGUGAAAGAAAGCUUGAAAUGCAUCGCCAACGGGGUUACGUCCAAGGUGUUCCUGGCCAUCAGGAGGUGCUCCACCUUCCAAAGAAUGAUCUCUGAGGUGCAAGAGGAGUGCUACAGCAAGCUGGACAUGUGUGGCAUUGCCAAACGAAACCCUGAAGCCAUCACAGAGGUGGUCCAGCUUCCAAACCAGUUCUCAAACCGGUAUUACAACAAGCUGGUGAGGAGCUUAUUGGAGUGUGACGAAGAGACUGUCAGCACCAUCAAGGACAGCUUGAUGGAGAAGAUCGGGCCCAACAUGGCGAGCCUGUUCCAGCUGCUGCAGACGGAUCACUGCGCCCAGGGCCACCCUCGCGCCGACUUCGCCCGGAGACGCGUCAGCGAACCCCAGAAGCUCAAACUCUACUUCAGGAACCUGCGAGGUGAGGGCUCGGCCCCGGCCCCGGCCCACGCCAAGCGCAGCUCGGCCGAGGCCGCGUGA
Molecule: messenger RNA, 1092 nt
Organism: Colius striatus (speckled mousebird)
Lineage: Eukaryota; Metazoa; Chordata; Aves; Coliiformes; Coliidae
Gene: STC1
Product: stanniocalcin 1
Biological process (GO): intracellular calcium ion homeostasis
Cellular component (GO): extracellular region
Molecular function (GO): hormone activity
Source: RefSeq, a predicted model, not a curated record